Messenger RNA from Dicrocoelium dendriticum, 548 nucleotides. Lineage: Eukaryota; Metazoa; Platyhelminthes; Trematoda; Plagiorchiida; Dicrocoeliidae. The record is from the annotation of a GenBank genome assembly.
UGCAAAACGUAGGUCUGUGUUUUUAACAUCAUCCAAGGACCACUUUCCAUUGAUUUUGCGCCCUAAAAUAGUUCAUUUCUCGAUAUUAUACAUGACUGCAAACGUGCUGUUUUCGUUCUCAGCGCAACGAGAUCACACAUGCGAAUAUUGUGGAAAGUCAUUUGUCCCAAUGUGUCGCCUUCGGGCACACAUAGAAGCUGUUCACCUGAAACAACGCCCCCAUGCGUGUGACCGCUGUGGUAAAUCGUUUCCUAUCAAGGGCAAUUUGCAAAAGCAUGUCGAUUCUGUUCAUUUGAGAAAACGCCCCUAUACAUGUGACCUUUGUGAUAAAUCGUUUCCCACAAAAUGCCGUUUGCAAAGGCACAACGUUUCUGUUCAUUUGGAUACACAUCGGCAAAUGGUGGAUAGUUGACCCCACGGUCCCCUGAGGAACACUCCCGCUCACUUUGUAUUUGCCUCACACCAGACCUAUAAUUUGACACAAUUGAUGCGUUUUGUAUUUGUACAUAAUAUUAUCUUACCCUUAUCAUAAAUCCAUUUGAGUUGUG